Talaromyces atroroseus is the source of this 1800-nucleotide messenger RNA. RefSeq lists its product as hypothetical. The record is from RefSeq and is a predicted model, not a curated record. The coding region runs from base 1 to 1800 and encodes 599 amino acids. The transcript is spliced from 3 exons. Lineage: Eukaryota; Fungi; Ascomycota; Eurotiomycetes; Eurotiales; Trichocomaceae.
AUGCCUUGCUUCAAAGGCCUGGCAGUUAGCAUUCACACACCAGAAGGUCCCAUUGCAGAGUUCUCCGUGCAGCGUCAAUCUCGUCAGUCUCGAAUCGCUUGCUACAUACCCGUUCCGGCGCCAAAAAUCACAGAGUCUGGGAAGGCAGAGUCAUCGACCUUCGCUGUUUCGAUUACCCUUCUCAAUUCCGGACAGAACGUUCCGUAUUCAACACCGAAACCGACGCCAGAAAACCCGAACCCUAAACCCCAGCUUGUUGGUGUAAAUGAUAUCGACGACAACGGACAAGCGCAUUGGAUAAGCCCCUACCACCCGUUGACAGGUUCUCAAAACGAAACAGUUGCCGCAUAUAUCUAUUUUGAUGGUCGACAGAAAGAGGAGGUAGCGACAUUGUUGCGCCGAGGCGAAGAGACAUGGGUCAAUUCGCGAUGGGUCAGUGUUCCUGACUCCGAAGGUGGUGGGCUUGCGGAACGCGAGUUCCUGUUCCGCGAGGUUGGGCUUGAAAGAUGGUUGAAUGGGUUGGACCUGGAAGGCAAAGACGCAGCAGCCAAGAUUGAACGAAGGAGACAGAAGAUGGAGAAACGAAGGUUACAAAGAGAGGCACAAGAGAGUGGCGAUAUGGAAAUGGACGCCACGUCGUCCUCCACCAAACGAGAGAAGGGCAUUAUGCGAUACGGGGAUAAUGCAAAAACCCCUCUACAAAACUUGUCAGACGAUGAUUUCUCGUCGGAUUCAGAUGACGACCCAAUCCCCGAAUCUGCCGGUCAGAUUAAGGUCGCGCUGUUCAGGGUGUUAGCCUCUGGAGAGAUUAAGAGAGGUGAAUACUCACCGCAAUUCGAUGCCCAUGAUGACGAUGAUGAAGUGGGAGGUCAAGACGGAAAUGGGGGUGCGGAUGUUGAUCAUACCACCAGCUUUGCGAAACCCAAGACGCUCGAUCCAAAGACAAUCAGCACCCAGACCGUGACCGGCAUUGAUCCUACCGACAAGCCAUAUGCCGUGUUUACAUUUAUGUACCGUGGUGAACGGCAAUUACAAAAAAUGGGCAUACUGAAACCAAAGACAGCCGAGGAUACAUCUGUCAAGAGAAAGUCUACCGAUUUCUCAAAACUCGCACCACUCAAGCCAGGUGGUGCGGUUGGGUUCAUGAAUUACCGCGAAGGCGAAAGCGCUGUUACGGCAAAAACGCAGGGAAAGUCCAAGAAAAGCAGCGAAAGCGAUAUGGACAGUGACGAAGACGAAGAUGACACUGUUGCAGAGAAAGCUGACGAAGAUGAAGUCAAUGACACUUCUAACUUGUCGCCCGAAGACUUGCGCCGACAGAAAGAUUUGGCGGAAGGUGUGAGGAAAAUCAAGUUGAAACGUCAACAUUCAGCUGAACAAAUGGGUGAUACGACAUCCACAAAUACUCCUGCAUCAGGAGCCACACCACCAGCUGCUCAAAGCUAUGAAUCAUCGACACCCCCAGAUACAUCUGCUUUGGCCGGAGCCGGAGCGAGUGAAAACCCUAGCAGUCUUCCUGAAGACUUGAAGAAUAGCGAAUAUAUAGGCAGCCCAUUGAAGAAGGCAAGAGCCAGCGUCUCUACAGCCGAUGAGAACGGCCUACGAAAGAGGCUCGGAAGUAACCUUUCCAACAAUAUCAGUGAAGUACUGAAAACAUCCAGUGGCAGUGACCCUGAAAAUACGGACGCUGGCAAAAACGCCAGUUUUGGAGGAAGCGGAAGCCAUUUCGGCGGGAGUGUAAAUGUACCUCCUGUCGAAAGUAUGCACUAUCAACAACCGGACGAAGAAGAAGUUCUAUGA